This is a messenger RNA of Beta vulgaris subsp. vulgaris (sugar beet), 1054 nucleotides long. RefSeq lists its product as uncharacterized. The record is from RefSeq and is a predicted model, not a curated record. The transcript is spliced from 6 exons. Lineage: Eukaryota; Viridiplantae; Streptophyta; Magnoliopsida; Caryophyllales; Amaranthaceae. The coding region runs from base 205 to 642 and encodes 145 amino acids.
CAUUCGGCCCGUGACAAAUUCCAUUGCAGCAGACUUCACGAUUCGCAAUUUCUACCUAGCAAUCCGUUUUUGGAGAAAUCAACUACUACAAUAGCCUUUCUUGCCAACAAUUUACAGGCUGGGCAAGAAUCCUUCAGAUCUAUCACUAGAUCAUACUACAGAGGAGCAGCUGGGGCACUUCUUGUUUAUGAUAUAACAAGGUUAAUGGCAAAGGGGCGAAAGCGUGACAUGGUACCUCAAGAGAAUGCAACCUCGGAGACCGAGUAUGAUGAUGAUGGUAAUAGGGCUGAACAUGAGGACCGCAGAGGUCGCACAGUAUGUGCAACAGUAGGGAAGGCAAUUCAGGAGGGUCGAAAAAUUCCACUUGAAUGGAAUAGAAGAAAGGUUCCAUGUGGGGAUCAUCGAAUGACAUUCUGCACUUAUCUUGGUGUACUUGUUCGUGAGCGUGUAGACAUCAACUACCUACGGUGGGGUGAUGUUCCUAAAGAGCUAAAGAAUUCACUUUACGAGUCGAUAACCAAAGGGUUCACAAUAUUAGAAGGUCGUAAACGUUAUAUCUUAUCGCAAGCUGCUAUUGCAUUCCGCAUUUUUAAAGCAAGAUUGAGAAAGAGUGGCUGUACACUUCCAGGGGACAAUUGGUGAAAAUAAAACCAGGGUUAUAUCCAUGGAUAACUCAGGAAGAUUGGGACCAAUUUCUUAAAACAUCAAUAGAUCCUAAGUUUAAGGAAUUAAGUGAAAAAAAUCGGAAAAAAGUGAAGGAUAAUAGAAAAUCAAGCUAUCGUGGAGGACGACUAGGGUAUCAACAUUUUGAGGAAGAGAUUGAAAAGGACCUUGAGAAGAGAGGGAUAAAUGCGCCUAUAGUUCCUCGACAGUUGACCUGGCUUGAGCUCAUUCUGAUGUCGAAGAUGGAACAAUGAUAUUUAAGAAUCCUAAUGAUUUGAAAAUCGCUGAAUCAAUUGUACGAAACUUUUUGCACAUUUUAUAAGUUAGAUUACUGUAAUUGUAAUAAUAUAAAUUAUACUAACUUUAAUAUAUAAAAUUGUUCUUGGUUCUA